Corticium candelabrum is the source of this 1000-nucleotide messenger RNA. Its product is annotated as CDP-diacylglycerol--inositol 3-phosphatidyltransferase-like. Gene Ontology annotation, cellular component: membrane; Golgi apparatus. The coding region runs from base 53 to 754 and encodes 233 amino acids. NCBI's taxonomy places the organism in Eukaryota, Metazoa, Porifera, Homoscleromorpha, Homosclerophorida, Plakinidae. The transcript has 7 exons. Gene Ontology annotation, molecular function: CDP-diacylglycerol-inositol 3-phosphatidyltransferase activity. The record is from RefSeq and is a predicted model, not a curated record. Gene Ontology annotation, biological process: phosphatidylinositol biosynthetic process.
CAGUCGAGUAUUGUCCACUGUGUGUUCUGUUUCACUGUUCUAACGCGGAGCGAUGCUAGUGACAUCUACAGAAGGCAAAGUGAAUGUAUUCUUAUUUAUACCGAAUCUUGUCGGAUAUGUGCGUCUCGUUUGUCUCUUUAUUGCCCUGAUGAUUAUGAACGGGCUGGUGGGAGAUGAGAAUCCUGGUUUAGCUGUAGCUUUCUAUAUGGCGUCUGUUCUACUGGAUGAAGUGGAUGGGAUGGCUGCAAGGAAGUUCAAACAAGAAUCAAGACUUGGAGCAAUGCUAGACUUGCUAACCGACAGAUGUGGUACUAUAUGUCUGUUCAUGACACUGACUCACUGCUACCCUGUUUUAACCAUGCUGUUCCAAGUCCUAGCAACGGUUGAUAUCUUCAGCCACUGGUUUCUUGCUUUCAGCUCAGUACUAGCCAAUAAAUCGAGUCAUAAGACAGUUAACAAAUAUGACGUGAACAUUCUUCUCUGGGUGUACUACAACAAUUCCUUAUUCCUAAGUUGCAUGAACAUCGGACACGAGAGCUUUUUAUUGCUGUUAUACAUGCUCAACUUUAGUUCAGGACCAACAAUUGGUCUUUUUGGGUUGGGAAUUUGGUACUUGUUAGCCUGUCUUCUUCUACCAAUUGCUGUUGUGAAGCAAGUUGUUCAUAUCAUGCAACUGAAAUAUGCUGCAAGUCAAAUCGCAGCAAUAGACAUUCUGGAGAGAGAGAAAAUGUCAACUGAUUCUAAGCUUUCAUAGCUGCCUAGAUGUUUAGUAUUAAUUAAAUGAGUUUAUGUACAUUUUGCAACCAGUGAUUAUAUGUAGCUACUAGUACUACACUGUAUGAAUGCAAAAACUUGUUGAAUUUGUUACUUUGAUUUUGAAUACGUUUUUGUUGCAUAGCUUGUAAUUUUCUUAUAAUUUACGUAUGCUGCAAGAAAUCUAAGAUUGAGACUACAAUUACAACGAACUCGGUAUUCGCUGAGACUCGUGCCCGGUUGCUUU